Molecule: messenger RNA, 3960 nt
Organism: Caenorhabditis briggsae
Lineage: Eukaryota; Metazoa; Nematoda; Chromadorea; Rhabditida; Rhabditidae
Gene: Cbr-chs-1
Product: Protein CBR-CHS-1
Exons: 7
Coding region: 1-3960 (1319 amino acids)
Cellular component (GO): cell septum; cell periphery
Molecular function (GO): chitin synthase activity
Source: RefSeq, a predicted model, not a curated record
AUGAACGAUGGGGAGAACUACUGGAAUGCGUUUCGUUCGCACAAACGAUCCGCCAGCGAAGGUCCGACACUCUCACCAUGGAUGAUAACCGCGUUGCAAGGAACCAAGCUCCUUCUAUUCGCCAUUUGCAAUGUCAUACUAACCCUGGGAUCCGUGUUCUCGAAGCUCAUCGUGCUCAUCAUGGCAACUAACAUUCUACCGCGAACUCAUCUCAUCGGAAAAUUCUCGAGGAAGUGUUCGAGAGCUAUUGUUCGUCGAACGUCUACAACAACUGCCGGAAUCUAUCUAUCCCUCCUUCUCAUCCAAUGCUUUCCCGACACAAUAAAUCUCGUUCGAUCGGCUCUUGAGAUGUACAAAGGACAAUGUGGGCGGCUGAUUCGAUCUGUAGUCGUUCUCGAAGCCCUUCGUGCCGUUGGUCUCGCCGUUCUCAGCUUCCACGUAUUCCCUCAGUUGGAUCUCGGUCGAUGCCUGGUUCUCAGCGCUUGUUUCCCAUUGGUAGCUGUUUUACAGCGAUCGCUAGUCGCAAUGGUGUCUGCCGCUCGUGCUGGACGCUCUUUCAAGAAUCGACUCGGUCGCUGCUUCCUGGCUGUUCCCCACGUCAUCAUGUUUCUGAUUCUGAUGUCUAGUUGCUAUGUAUGGACACUAUUCGACGGAAAGUUCACUGCCACCAUCUCUCUCCCCAUCGGAAUCGUUUGCACUUCCAUCGGAUUCUGGGAGUCAUGGAUCGACACCACACACGCUGGCACCACGUACGAUGAGCUCUAUCGACUGAAAUAUGCUGUUCGCAAGAUGAAUAACACGACGAAUUUCGCGGUGUCGUUCAUGCGUAUUGCUUGUACUGUUUCUGUGAUGGUUGCCGCAGUGUUCAUGAACGGUCACACGAAACUCAACGCGUCGCAUUUUGUGAAGGCGUUCUUCAGUUUCAGCACGAAGCAAAAUUACACACUGCUUCUGCUCCUGGCAUGCGGCAUCAUCACUCUCCACUCCGUUAUGCGUGUCAUCUCCCGAUUCCUCGCCGCUUUGGACCUCCACCCCUUCUCAUUCGUCCAUCCACUAUCUAUUGCUCCCCUACUUGCCUAUGGAUACGUUCGCUACGCCUGCCAAUCUCCGACAUGUUGGAUUGCACGCCGUCUAGCGAAAUUCGGUCUCCGAUGGGUUUGCGAUCAAUGGUUCCAGAAUCAUCAAGGAUCCACGCAUCCGGACUACUACAUUUGUUUCAUUUGGUUGGCGGUUGGAUGCUAUAGAGGAUGGCGGCUGGUUCGGCAGAGGUAUUUCGAUACCACGGAGGAGAUAAUCUCAUCUAUGCCACCAGUGUGCAAUGGUCUCUGCAUUGAACAGUCUCUUGUGAUCUUCCAACAUUCGCUGAAUCGUCAAGAGAAAACAAUGGUGAUUGAAGACGAGGACGUCAUCGACGAGAACGAUGAGUUGAGAAUCCGAAACGACGAGGUUGAUAGGGUCUCGACAGUCUACGGAUGUGCUACCAUGUGGCACGAGACAGAAAUCGAGAUGCGUCAAGUGAUGAGAAGCAUUCUGAAGCUCGACGUUGAUCAUGCCACCCGGAUGAAUAAUAAAAAGGUCAACGAGCUUCGUUACCGUCUGGAAAUCCACAUUUUCUUCGACGACGCCUGGGAAGACAUCGUGGAGGAUGGAAUGGAGAAACGACAGCCAAAUGAGUACUUUAACAUGUUCUUUGAUCUUUUGAACGAUAUGACAGGCGAGAAAUUGAAUGAGGAGGGCAAAAUGGAGACGAGAAUUCUGGUCAACACCCCAUAUGGUGGACGCCUAGUGGUCAAGCUUCCAUCUGGAACUCUGCUGUUCGUACAUUUGAAGGAUAAGAAAAUGAUUCGACACAAGAAACGAUGGAGUCAAGUGAUGUAUAUGUACUAUCUUCUUGGUCAUCGAAUCAUGGACUGCCCCCUUUCAAUUGAAGAUCGACAACAAAUGGCUGACAACACCUUCAUCUUGGCUAUCGAUGGAGACUCCAAAUUCGAACCAGAUGCUCUUCUACGUCUUCUACACUUGAUGAAUGCCAAAAGUGACAUUGGUUGUGCUUGUGGACGGAUUCACCCGAUCGGCAACGGAAUUAUGGUUUGGUAUCAGAAGUUCGAGUACGCCAUUGCCCAUUGGUUCCAAAAAGCGGCAGAACACGUCUUCGGAUGUGUCCUUUGUGCUCCUGGAUGCUUCUCCCUCUUCCGUGCUUCCGCCCUAAUGGAUGAUAAUAUCAUGCACAAAUACACAAAAACCGCCUCCGAACCUCGUCACUACGUUCAAUACGAUCAGGGAGAGGACCGUUGGUUGUCUACCCUACUCUUAAAACAAGGAUACCGUAUCGAGUACGCCGCCGCUUCUGAUGCCGAGACCUAUGCUCCUGAAGGAUUCGAAGAGUUCUUCAACCAGCGAAGACGUUGGACACCAUCCUCGAUAGCCAACACAGUCGACUUGCUAAUGGACUACAAGAGAGCUUCAGAGAAUAACGACGCCAUUUCGUACGCCUACAUAGCCUAUCAAUUCCUGGUGAUCUUCUUCUCAAUGCUCGGUCCUGCUAUCAUUUUCACUAUGUUGGUCUUUGCUCAAGUGGCUGCUUUUGGACUGAAUGGAAACGAUGUGAUGUGGUAUAAUAUCAUUCCAAUUGGACUUUUUAUUCUAUUAUGCUUCACUACUGAGUCCAAUAUUCAACUGAUUUACGCCAAGUACAUGUCCAUUGCAUAUGCAUUCGUUAUGUUAGCGGUACUCGUUGCUACUAGCAGUCAGAUUGUUCUAGAAACUGUCGUCGCUCCUACAUCCCUCUUCAUCGUCACCAUGGUCGGAAUCUUCUUCUUUGCCGCGUGUCUUCAUCCCAAAGAAUUCACGAAUAUCAUCCAUGGAAUCGUCUUCUUCCUCAUGAUUCCCUCCACCUACGUCUUCUUAACCCUCUAUUCUCUGAUCAACUUGAACGUCAUCACCUGGGGAACACGUGAAGCUGUCGCCAAGGCAACUGGACAGAAGACGAAGAAGGCGCCUAUGGAACAGGCAAUCGACGCUGUCGUUGCCCUUCUGAAGAAGGGAUUUAGAUUGAUUAGUUGUCGGGAGAAGAAGGAGCAUGAGGAGAAGAGGGUGAAGAAGAUGCAGAAGAUGGAAUUCGCUUUGAGGAAUAUCGAGAAUGGAGUCGACGUAAAGAAGAUUCUAGAUGAGGAUGAGCCGAAAGAGCAGCGCACUGAAGAGACACAGACAUCCACAGAUCUUCCAGUGGCGGAGGGAGAAAAGCAAAAGAAGGCGUUACAGAAGGCGAAUCGCUACGUCUGGAUGACAAGCCACAAUCUGAAAGUUUGCGAGCGUGGAAAGCUAAAAGCAGCGGAGAAGACCUUCUGGAAUGAGCUGAUUGAAACGUAUCUGAAACCAAUCAAAACCACGCCGGCUGAGAUGAAAGAGGUUGCUGAUGGGCUGGCUUCGCUUCGGAAUCAAAUUGCUUUUACUAUUCUGUUAGUUAAUGCUCUUCUGGCACUGGCUAUUAUUCUCAUUCAGCGACAUAAGAAUGUCUUGAGUAUUAAAUAUGUGCCACAUAAGGGAUUCAAGUGGACGAAAAUGAACGAAAUGACGGGACAAUUUGAGACGACUGACGAGCCACUGAAGAUAGAUCCGCUUGGAAUGGGAAUUGUCAUUUUCCUUCUAAUCAUUCUCUUCGUUCAAACCAUCGGAAUGCUUCUUCAUCGUCUGAAUACAAUGAUUGGCGCAUUCCAAGAGGUCAAGAAUCUCUACGAGUACGGAGUCACGACGGUGCUGAACACGAAGAACGACGACGAUCGGAUUAUGUCGAACGCUCGAAUGAUGAUCAAUGCGACCGGGGUGUCUUCAGGACACGCUGCCGACGGAUACACCCGACAUCGUGCCGACGAGUCGGACACUGGAAACGUCCUGUACAAACUUCAAAAGGCUCGACUCGCAAAGCGAAUGCAAAGGAGUGCGCUUUCCAAUACUAACUAA